GGUAUAGAUGUUGUACAGAUGUGUGAGUGUCUUUAGCUGUGCUCUAGUAUUUGUCUUUGCUGUGACCUUGGGGUGAGCUGAUGUUUCUCUCUAUUACAGGAGGUUGGAUAUGACGGUGACACACCAUGCAGUGCUCACCCAUGUGCUGGUGGCGCUAUUCGGCAUGGGCUCCUGGGUAUCUGUUAACUCACUGUGGGUAGAGUUGCCUGUUGUAGUGAAAGAGCUUCCAGAAGGGUGGAAUCUUCCUGCUUUUCUCACAGUUCUUAUUGCACUGGGUAACAUUGGUCCUCUAGCGGUCACCGUAAGCCACAGACUGUGUCCCCCAGGACGUCUAUCAGAGCCUUGGCUUAUCCGUUCUAUCCAUGUUCUGAGCCUGGUGUCAUCCGGCUUCUUGGCUGUGUUCUGGGACCGGAGGUUACCUGUGGCAGGAGAAGACCACAGUGUGGCGUACUUGAUACUGGCAUAUUUCUUAGCUUUAGGCUGCUGUACAUCUAAUGUCACUUUCCUGCCCUUCAUGUUCCGCUUCCCCCAGCAGUAUGUGCGCAGCUUCUUCAUUGGACAAGGUCUCAGCGCGCUGUUCCCCUGUGUUCUGGCCUUGGCACAGGGGGUGGGCAGGCUGGAGUGCAGGAACAACACCUGGGGGAAUGCCAGCGAGCCUCACUACUUUCCUGAGAACUUCUCAGCUUCUUCAUACUUCUGGGGACUGUUCACCCUACUCGCCAUAUCUGCUCUCUCCUUUACCCUUUUGAUCAUCUGGAAACAGCGCACAGAAGAAGGUCCCCAGCAGGAGCCUCAGGAGCCUGCGUCACCACAGGAUGGGGAAGGCUCUGAUGAUUCGUACCCCCUGAAGAGCCCUAAAGAGGAGAAGGCUCAGGAUGCCCAGAACGGAGAGGCCACUGGGCAGAGCUUCUGGACUCCUCGGAACGUGUAUCUGCUGGUGCUGCUCGGAAUGUCCAAUGCUUUAACUAAUGGUGUCCUGCCCUCUGUGCAGACAUACAGCUGCCUUCCCUAUGGCCCCACAGCGUACCACCUGUCUGUUGUCCUCAGUAACAUCGCCAACCCUGCUGCCUGUUUCAUUGCUAUGUGCGUGCUCUGCAGAGAGUCUGGAGAGUAUUGUGUAAAAUCUGCUAACAUACUACACAGUGAUUGCUUAUUCAGGCCUCAUUUAUAUAUCUACCUAACUGUUCUCAGCAGAAGAGAUGAAGUUAACUUACUUUUUAAGGGAUGUGUUCCUGGACUGCAAACAAUAUCUCUUGCAACCCAUUCCUGUCGUGGCCCUCAGUUCCAUACUAAUGAGGUGGCCUCUAGAAGUGACAUCUCUCCUUCCCGUCUCUCUGUGCCAGUUACCUGUAGGACAGGGCCAACAGGGCAGUCACAUCCUCAAGUGACCGU
This is a messenger RNA of Bombina bombina (fire-bellied toad), 1392 nucleotides long. Its product is annotated as solute carrier family 52, riboflavin transporter, member 2. The transcript is spliced from 4 exons. The record is from RefSeq and is a predicted model, not a curated record. NCBI's taxonomy places the organism in Eukaryota, Metazoa, Chordata, Amphibia, Anura, Bombinatoridae. Gene Ontology annotation, biological process: riboflavin transport. The annotation marks the transcript as partial. Gene Ontology annotation, molecular function: riboflavin transmembrane transporter activity. Gene Ontology annotation, cellular component: plasma membrane.